AUGCAAGCUGUGAAAGAAAAGCUGAUCAGUAUGAAUGCCACACGCAAGGCCAGACAAGAAGCAAAGGCUGAAGAAAAGGCAGAGAAAGAGAUUGCAAAAGCAAGAAUGGAUGUAGCUCGUGAGAUCAGGUUGGCAAAACAAGCUGAAGCAGAAAUGGAUCUUCAUGUGGCAAAUGCAGGAAGAAGAGUUCAGCAAGAAAUAAACAAACACAGAGACAAAAAUCCCUCUCUGGUUCAGAGUGUCAAUCUCAUGGACGAUGUUGCUGUCACAGGAGAAACCACAAAGGUUCCAACUUAUAGAAACUAA
Messenger RNA from Sphenostylis stenocarpa, 306 nucleotides. NCBI's taxonomy places the organism in Eukaryota, Viridiplantae, Streptophyta, Magnoliopsida, Fabales, Fabaceae. The record is from the annotation of a GenBank genome assembly.